UCCAGAAUCCACGUCUCGCGAGGACUAAGCACACCGGAAGUCACGUGCUACGCGACGCGACGCGUCAGAUGGAGUCUUACGGUCUCAGUGUCAAUUCCCGCCACACAGCGCCACAUACACUACUCGGACUUAAGGGACCGGAGUCGAGGGACGAUCUUGAUGCACCCUCUCACUUACUCUGCUCUCCUUGUUCUUGCCUUGCACUAUCGUCUUGCGGCCAAUCAUAGUAGGCACUACGUCCGACCAAGAUAUUGGAAGAUAAAGUGUUUGCUAGCGUGUACCAAGUCCACCGCAGCCGAGAGCGCAUCUCUACAUGCUAAAAGGUGGACACGGGUCUGCGGCUGCUGCGAUCUUUUGACGUUCAGCGAAACUCGGCGGAGCCGGAUGAGCUAUCUCCCGAACGGCUGUAUUAUUGGGUCGUGACGACCUGGACGCCCUUCGAGCUGCCUGUACCAGAGAUAAUGGCUCCGAGGUGGAAUGCGGCAGGAAGAAUCUCUUACCUGCUGUAGAUACGUU
Desarmillaria tabescens is the source of this 516-nucleotide messenger RNA. RefSeq lists its product as uncharacterized. The coding region runs from base 160 to 423 and encodes 87 amino acids. The record is from RefSeq and is a predicted model, not a curated record. NCBI's taxonomy places the organism in Eukaryota, Fungi, Basidiomycota, Agaricomycetes, Agaricales, Physalacriaceae. The transcript has a single exon.